This is a messenger RNA of Cornus florida, 1853 nucleotides long. RefSeq names its product splicing factor U2af small subunit B-like. The coding region runs from base 315 to 1136 and encodes 273 amino acids. Gene Ontology annotation, biological process: mRNA splicing, via spliceosome. Lineage: Eukaryota; Viridiplantae; Streptophyta; Magnoliopsida; Cornales; Cornaceae. The record is from RefSeq and is a predicted model, not a curated record. Gene Ontology annotation, cellular component: spliceosomal complex; U2AF complex. The transcript is spliced from 3 exons. Gene Ontology annotation, molecular function: metal ion binding; pre-mRNA 3'-splice site binding.
CGCGUACACACACAUUACACAAUCAUCAACUGACGCAUCCAACACAGCGGGUAAGUUCAGUUCAGUCAGCGCGAAACUAGAAGCUUCUCAUACACAUAUAUUCGCACACAGUUCUUCCAUCCUUCCCUCGUCUCUGCAAAUCAGGGUCUUUCAUCAACCCCAAUAUUACCACUAAUUAUCUCUUCCCUCAUGCAUUCGAGAUCUUCAUUCUCCGUUUGAUUUCUAAAGCUUCCCGGUUUGCUCUAUAUUUUCCCUAUCAAGGUUUUGCCAAAACCCUAAGGACUUUGUUUCGUCUCAACUGUGAAUCACCGUCAAUGGCGGAGCACUUGGCUUCGAUCUUCGGCACCGAAAAGGACCGCGUGAACUGCCCCUUCUAUUUCAAGAUCGGCGCGUGUCGCCACGGCGAUCGCUGCUCUCGCCUCCACAAUCGUCCGACGAUCUCUCCCACUCUUCUCCUCUCCAACAUGUACCAGCGUCCUGACAUGAUCACGCCCGGCGUCGACGCUCAAGGCCAGCCUAUUGACCCUUACAAGAUUCAGGAACACUUCGAGGAUUUCUACGAGGACAUUUUCGAAGAACUCAACAAGUUCGGCGAGAUCGAGAGCCUCAACGUCUGCGAUAACCUCGCCGAUCACAUGAUCGGCAACGUCUAUGUCCAGUUCAAGGAGGAAGAUCAGGCUGCGGCCGCUUUGAAGGCUCUGCAAGGGCGGUACUAUUCCGGUCGCCCCAUCAUUGCCGAUUUCUCGCCGGUCACGGAUUUCCGGGAAGCCACGUGCAGGCAAUUUGAGGAGAACAACUGCAACCGAGGGGGUUACUGUAAUUUCAUGCAUGUGAAGCUGAUUGGGAGGGAUUUGAGGAGGAAGCUAUUCGGGAGGUACCGGCAUUUCAGGGGAACUCGGAGUCGGAGCCGGAGUGCGAGUCCGCAUUACCGGAGGGAGUAUGAUAGGCGUGGAGAGUAUCGGGACCGUGGGGACUAUAGAGGCAGUGGGCGGCGAAGCAGUGACAGGAGGUAUGACAGUGAUGGGGGAAGGAGGAGACGUGGGAGUCCAAGGCAGAGCAGGAGCCCAACAAGGGAAGGGAGUGAGGAACGCAGAGCCAGGAUUGAACAGUGGAACCGUGAGAGGGAGGAGAGCUGAAAGUUUGGACAAAAGAUAUAGAAGUGAGGAUAUGAUGCCAAAAAAAUGUGUUUGCCUGAUCUGGAUUGUGAAAUUGGUGAACCUGUUCAAAUUUAGGCUGGAAAAAAUCCUGUUGAGGUUGGCAAUGCGAAAACCGGGCUGACUGUUCCUGCAAAGGGCAUAACACGGAAGAGUUGAGUGCCAUGGUUGGACGGGGCUGGCUUUGCUCCCAUAUUAGGUCUUGAAACACCUCCAACUUACCCCCCUCUAACCUCCCUAAUUUCUUAGUUCCAGGUGUAACCAGUAAAAGGUAAAUAUGCACAAGGUUACAAAAUACUCUCCCCUGACUCCCUCAAUUCGUAUGGAGUUUUACUCCAAGAAAAGAAGACUCAACAUUCAUUCCUUUUUAGCAUCAUCUCCGGCUCCUCAUAUUUUGUUGCGUAAAAUUUGAUGAAUCAUCCUUGGGGUACCAACGUAUUCUCACGUGUUAUGGCAACAGGAAAACAUUAUAUUAGGCCAAGUGAGUUGUAUAUUGCGAGAAAAGCAACUCUACUUAGGAAAUCCAUGCUGAUGGCAAUAAUGUCUGCAAUCGGAUCCAUUUCAAUUUGUUGCAUAGUGUGAAAUUUGUUAAAAUGCAUAUUGCAAAUGUACACCAGCAAUUUAUUUCUUAUAGUUCUUCAAGCAGAAGUUUGCCUUUUCUAUUCCUCUGCUAAGGAUACUUAAAAUGGUUUAUUUUUU